UGAGUUUUUAUCGCCCCGAUGGAUAAUAUCUAUAAAUAUAAGAGUCGAACUCAGGAAAUGUUUGUGUGUCAGUUUUUUAUCGAUUGUCUGAGCGAUUAGUCGACUGCUCGGGUUUUUAAUUUAAACCUUUUUUUGGUUGUAUUUUUAUUUCCAGGUGACAGGUUUGAGUUGUUGGCUGACGUCGAGGAGGCAGCGGGUUGAUCACGGCCACACUCGCACACUUCACCAGCGACCUGAAGACCUGUGGAGUCUGGGGAGCGAGGGCCGAACACCCGGAGGAGGAGGAGAGAGAGGAAACGGGAAAACGUACACUGAGGACUCAAAAGGGGUGGAAAGCUUUUGGGCUUUGGACUAGAUAACCCCUUGUGUGAUUUGAUUUCAGGAUCCAGUUUUUCCUCACGCGUGGAGCGACGCACAUCCGCACAGUGGAAACAAACGGAGAGCAUUAUAGACUGUAUGACUCUGGGGAAAGACUUGUACAAAGUUGGACAUCCUUUUUUUCAAGGACAGGGAUACUGAGCGACUCUUCUGGACUCGAAGUGAAAAAACAGGAAUUUAUUGUUCGAUUUAGAAACAGAAGCUUAAGUGUUGAACUAAGAUUAUAUUGAAGAAGCUGUUCCCCAAGUUCAGAUUGCCUUAGUUGUUCUAUUUCAGGACUUGAACCGCUUUGAUACUUGUUCACAUAUAAUUUUUCUAUAUUGUGAGCGAGUAUAUUCAUGCAUAUGAAUGCAGAUUUCUCUUCAUUUUGAAGAGCUCUUGUGUAUAAACGUGUUUUUUUUUUGUUGUUCUUGUACGUCAGUCACUCUGUUGUUGAAGGGGACCGAACUGCACGUACAUGUGUAUAUGUAAAUACCACAAAUUGACUUCUGUUGUGAAAGCUUUGGACUUAAGAAGAAUAGAGAAUAUUGUUUGUUAAUGCUUUAUUAAAACUUUUUUACUUUUGAAGAGACUUUUUAAAAAGAAAAACCUAAGAGGCAAAAAUCUAAUAACUUUGAAGAAAAAAAAACAACAAAAACAAAAGCGAGUAAAACAGGAAACAUGGCAACCGCCAGAACAGAAAACGUUGGCCCAGUCGUCAUGGGACUGAACAAGCAGAACGGGCAGCUCAGAGGACAGACCAAACCAGCUUCAGUCCAGCCGGCACCCACAACUCAAGGAAAGGCUUUGGGUGCGCCCCAGAUAGGAGGUGGAGCCUCUCAGGACGGAGGAGGCAUCAAGUUUGGAGAUGACUGGAAAAAGAGCCUAAAGCUCCCUCCCAAAGACAACAGGGUCAAAACCUCAGAUGUGACGUCCACUAAGGGGAAUGAAUUUGAAGAUUACUGUCUCAAAAGAGAACUCCUGAUGGGCAUCUUUGAGAUGGGUUGGGAGAAACCUUCUCCUAUACAGGAGGAGAGCAUUCCCAUCGCCCUGUCUGGACGGGACAUUCUGGCUCGGGCUAAGAACGGAACUGGGAAAAGUGGAGCGUAUCUCAUCCCGCUGCUGGAGAGAAUAGACCUGAAGAAAGACCACAUACAGGCACUUGUCAUGGUGCCCACCCGUGAGCUGGCGCUGCAGGUGAGCCAGAUCUCCAUCCAGAUCAGCAAACACCUGGGCGGCGUUAAAGUCAUGGCCACCACCGGGGGCACCAACCUGCGAGAUGACAUCAUGCGCCUGGAUGAGACCGUGCAUGUGGUCAUUGCCACCCCUGGUAGGAUCCUGGACUUGAUAAAGAAGGGCGUGGCAAAGGUGGAUAGAGUCCAGAUGAUGGUGAUGGAUGAGGCGGAUAAGCUGCUGUCUCAGGAUUUCGUGGUGCUCAUCGAGGAUAUCAUCAGCUUCCUGGCAAAGAACAGGCAGAUCCUGCUCUACUCUGCAACCUUCCCCAUCAGCGUGCAGAAGUUCAUGGCGAAGCACCUUCAGAAACCCUAUGAGAUAAACCUGAUGGAGGAACUGACUCUGAAGGGCAUCACUCAGUACUACGCCUACGUCACCGAGAGGCAGAAAGUCCACUGCCUCAACACGCUGUUCUCCAGGCUUCAGAUCAACCAGUCGAUUAUCUUCUGUAACUCCACUCAGAGGGUGGAGCUGUUGGCCAAGAAGAUCACUCAGCUGGGCUACUCCUGCUUCUACAUCCAUGCCAAGAUGAUGCAGGAAUAUAGAAACCGCGUGUUCCACGAUUUCAGAAAUGGGCUGUGCAGGAACCUGGUCUGCACUGAUCUCUUCACCAGAGGUAUCGACAUCCAGGCCGUCAACGUCGUCAUCAACUUCGACUUCCCUAAGAAUGCUGAGACUUACCUCCAUCGUAUUGGAAGAUCAGGGAGGUUUGGUCACCUGGGCUUGGCCAUCAACCUGAUCACAUCAGAGGACAGAUUCAACCUGAAGGCCAUCGAAGACCAGCUGGUGACCGACAUCAAGCCCAUUCCAGGCAGCAUCGACAAGAGCCUGUACGUGGCCGAGUACCACUCGUCUGGCGCCGACUGUGACGUGGAGGAGGUUGAGGAGAAACCGGGACACCACCAGGACAGCACCUAAAACAGGACGGCAGGACACACCGGGCUUUUGCACAGACAUCAGCGCUUGCGCACAGGCUUCAGGCAACUCUUCACUUUCACAUUUCUCACUCGUUUUCAGAGCCUGUCGAAUGGAUGUAAAGGCUGUUUUUAUUUUUGUUUUGUUUUUGCCUUUCCUUUGCUUUUUCCUCAAAGAGAGCUGCCUCAUUCUUUUGUUUUAAUUAACUGAGAAAGUUGAACUAUAUUGUUUUGCACCAAACUCAGAGCGGGCCAUGCAUCCUGCGUAUGAGCUUAGCGUAUUUGUUUCCUAAAAUUUAUCUCGGUUAGACAGCACUGCAAAGGAGAAUCGAAGCUGUUUUGAACCUGUCGUCCUAGGAGGCUGUUUUCAUUGCCAGCAGCGAGGUUGGUCUGUUUUUAAUGUUACAAUGGUGCACUUACACCAGCCAUCGUUCUGUCCACUUACACUGUUGUUGUCACUUAAGUGCCUUACUUACUCCCAUGUGCACUCAUCCAUUCAUAGCCUGCUGUCUUCUGUCAUGCAGCAGAGUACGAGCACAAACGAUAUGAAUUUAAUAGCAACCCCAGUUUAUUUAAACAUCCAUUAUGCAAGGGAAAACGACAACACACACACACACACACACACGCUUUCUCCUGCUGAGAGAUGUGUUGGAACACGGCUCAAACUCUUUAAAAACCAUCCUGAAUGUGAACGUUUAUUUUAAAUGUGAACGUUGCAAUAAAAAAAAAA
Morone saxatilis (striped sea-bass) is the source of this 3234-nucleotide messenger RNA. RefSeq names its product probable ATP-dependent RNA helicase ddx6. Gene Ontology annotation, biological process: P-body assembly; cytoplasmic stress granule assembly. The record is from RefSeq and is a predicted model, not a curated record. NCBI's taxonomy places the organism in Eukaryota, Metazoa, Chordata, Actinopteri, Moronidae. Gene Ontology annotation, cellular component: P-body; cytoplasmic stress granule. Gene Ontology annotation, molecular function: mRNA binding; RNA helicase activity; ATP binding. The transcript has 12 exons. The coding region runs from base 1039 to 2508 and encodes 489 amino acids.